UCUAGUAAUUGUUGUAUGAAACUCUAUGGUUGGACCAGUGCCCACUGGUUGGACCCACUCUCCCAAUCUAGUACACUCCAUAGAAUAAAAGGCUCUGGCGGAGGUACGCGGCUGUGAUUGUGUAGGGAGAAUGAGCUAUAAUUCUUGAAGCAUUAUCGGAUAACUUGCGCUGUCCUUCGUGUUGACGUGUUCAUGAAAACAAGUUACCCGCCGUGCCAACGGGUUGUGGUGCAAAUAGUUGUAAAUCACAUGACUGACCAACUGCUUUCCGGACGGUUUUUGUGUACAAACCAUCCAGCGUGAGGCAUACCCCAUGGCUGGAGUCGACAGCCAAUGACCUGCUAUACAACGUAGGGCCUCUGCGUUGUAGCUUGAAGUUAACUUGCACUGUGCGUGUUUGCGUUUGCAGCGUGUUGUCAUGAGUAAGCAGCUGUGAGUUGCAGAUACUGUGAUGGAUACCAGCUUACUAGGUUUCGAUUCCUUAGACACAUUUUCCAGCCACUACACCAGCAAUGGCUUCAGAGGAGCAGCUUCAGAGGCCCCUCAGACUUGCUCAAAAAAGUACAGUGAAGAGUGGUUCUCACUCUUUGAACAAGGGGAUAUCGCAAGAAGGCUGAAGGAAAAAGCACUACGUCUGGAGCUUGCAGAUUGUAGGUUCAGAAGCAUAUGUUGGAAGAUAUUCUUGGAAUGCCUGCCAGACUCCAGAAAUGAUUGGAUCAUUGCAACCAGAGCAAUGAGGCACAAAUAUGAAUCACUGUUGGCUAAGACAUGUCAUAAUCCAAGAAUGGAACUGGAAGACCUUGACUUGGCUUACAACAAUCCCCUAUCACAAGAUGAGAAAAGCCCAUGGAACCAAUACUUUGAGGACAGCGAAUUGCGAAUAAUGAUCAAGCAGGAUGUGAUAAGAACAUUUCCAGAAAUAGAAUUUUUCCAGACAUCAGAUGUCCAGGCAAUGAUGGUGAACGUUCUCUUCCACUAUGCAAGGCAGCAUCCACAGAUUUCAUACCGUCAGGGUAUGCAUGAGCUUCUUGCUCCAAUCAUCUUUGUACUGCACAAUGAUCAGCAGGCAUUUCUGCAUGCCCUGGAGCUGGACUAUAUCAGGGAGUUCCAAGAUGCACUGAGGGAUGACAUCAGGGAGCUUCUCAAUCCGGACUACACUGAGCAUGAUGCCUUCUUUUUGUUUAACCAAGUCAUGGAUGCAGUCGAAUCUUGGUACUCGUGGAAUGAGAAUUAUGUAAAGAUUGACCAGUUCAGCUUCAUGCCGUUCGCCAAGACCAGCACACUUGGUUUGCACAAUGGCCUGGGAGUGAAGCUCUGCAGGAUCAACCAGUCCAUGCUGAAGGCACAUGACUUUGCCAUCUACACACACCUGGAGAACAUGGAGAUCCCACUCCAUGUGUUUGGAAUACGUUGGCUUCGUCUGCUUUUCGGACGUGAAUUCAUCCUACCUGAACUGCUCAUACUAUGGGAUGCCAUCUUUGCUGACAGCUUGGCCUUCAACCUGGUUGAUUACAUAUUUGUGGCCAUGCUCAUUUGUAUUAGAAAGCCAUUGCUGAACUCGGACUAUGCGAAGUGCCUGAGCUUCUUGAUGAAGUAUCCGGCAGGUCGAAAUGUCACCUACAUUCUUCAGUUGGCCCUGCACUUAAAGGACGCCAAGAAAUAUUUCAAGCCAGGUGAACAAGAAUUUGAGGUGUACAGUCCCAGCUUGGUCACAAAAAUAUCUGGAAAAAGCCUGCUGGCAGUUGAUGCCCCAAGGUCUAUUGGCAGGCCUGUAGGUCGGCCCAAUACCUUGGGGAUUCAGGCAUCGAGCUCAAGAGCCAGCAGUGAACCAACGACCUUGGAGUCCGGCUCUGAAGUUUCUGAUGAAGAGAGUGCGGCUUCAAGAGGCAAGGGGCGUGCGGCACCACUGCGAUCCCAGCCUAAGCACAACCAGGUGUGGUCAUUCCGGGGCAUCAAGAAGAACCCCAUCACCCAGAGCCUAAGCCUGUUAGCCAGCAGUGGCAGCGAGGGUGACCAGCAUGAAAAGGAGAUGGUCCAGCUAAAUUCCACUGUUGCCAUGCGCCAUGGCAGCAUAGAAGGGAGUGAGGUGCCACCGUGGCAGAGGCACAACUCUGUAGCAGAUACUCAAAAAACACCAACUGAGGAAAUCCAGCAAUUGCGCAAGCAGGUUUUCGACAUGCAGCAGGUGAUGGAUUCAUGCUGUCGCCAGAUGAGUGAUCACCUGGCGCUGCUUCAGGAGUCGAUGCUGUCACAACAACUGCAAAGAGAAGAUGAAGUCAUGCUGGCCAUCGCUCGUCUAAAAAGGGUGCGCGAUACCCUCAAAGGUGCAGUCGAGUGCAUCGAUGUAGGAAAGGAGGACGAUGAUGCUCAGGGGGAAUAUGUGACUGAAGGUUGGACUUUGUUGUCAAGUGACGAACAGCUAGAACAGCAGCAGCAGCCCAGCCUACUGGACACUGAUGGAGACUCGCUCAUCUCUUGGGACAGCCAGGAGAAAGCAAGGGAAGGUGACAGCCAUCAUGCCCUGGAGGCCAAAAGGAAGCUCUUCAAGGCCCUUGUGCACAAUCAGAAGCCUGCAACUGCACUCGGGGAUGGGAUGGCAGCCUCAUCACUGAGCUGAUUUUGUUUUGAGUGGUCUGUGCCAGACAAUGUACCAUUGUGGACUUGUAUAUGACGUCGAAUGAAGACAGAAAGUAGCAUAGAGCUUGCAACUGUGAUGAUUUGCUGUGCUGCUUUUGCCUUGAUAGGUUGGGGGGAUCUGCUUCUCUCAGCGCUUCUGUUGUGCUCAGACUUGAGAUGUAUGGCUGAGAACUGUAAGUGUACAGUAGCGUAGAAAGGUAGGCUGACAUCUUCAUAAAUGGAUGCAUCCUUCUCUAGGUAGCAUUUUCAUCCUUACCCUAUUAGUGUCUUGGGGCUAAUAUGGUCAUAGCAGUGUGGCAUUGCUUGGAUGGUAGCAAUCUGAAAGAAAAACGCUGUAAUACUUAGAAAGAUGUGACACCAGCUCUGCUUUUCCUUUAUUUUCGUCUGUUAUUUUUGUCUUCCUUUCUUUUCCUUUGUAGGCUUAUGUUGCAUAAAGCAAAUGUCACAUGCUGUCAUCACAUCAGGCCCAUUGAACUAGCACAUAAAAUCUAAAGCAUGCCUUGACAAAGAGAGGUUCACUCUGUGUGAAUGCUGACUGGCCCUUCUGGAGUGCUUGAUUUUGUUCAACCUUGCUCCCCCUGUGCACUUGGGUUGUGAUCAUUGAAGUUGCAAUCUGGACAUUGUUUUUAAUGCUUUAUGUAUAGAGACUGUAGGUAGAGUGCAUAAGUAGGCAUGUACACCAAUUCAGGAUUGUCCAACCUUACUGUGCCUGUUAUGUGCAACACUUCUACUUGUUGGAUGUGGCUAAGCAGACAAGUGGUGCUGCUGUAAAGAAAAGCUGUCAUAAUUGAAUUGUGUCACUAGUGCUUACAUCGUGGAUAACUAGACUGGGAACAUAGUAGCAAGCAAAUUAUUCUCAGUGAAGGUAGAGGGUGCCUGAUGGGACAACCUGCUCUUGCUGGGCUCAGUCCUUCGGGAGAUCUGUAGGUUGGACGUGAAUCAAUGUCUUGCAACAAAACAUACUGAAGAAGAGGAAAAGAACAAAAAGCUGUUUCAGUACAUUGCUUCCAACUUUCAUAGUUGCAAAACAACCCGGAUAGCUGUUUUUGACUACUUGCUAAUUGCUGAAAGCUGCCCCUGUGGACAAAUGGGAAAGGGAACACUCAAUUUGUCGUCUAAUAACAAUUUCAGCUGUCAUCUAUGUUUGCCCUUCUGCUGCCUACAAUAUAGUUCUCAUGAUAACAAGUAUGCCUGAUGGCAUUUUUCUGAUUCAGUGCAAGAAUGAGGAAAACUACAGGCAUUAUAUGUAAAUCUGGUGUUCCCUUUCAUAUUGGUACAUGUGCUAAUGAGUUAAGAGCAUAGUGUAGGCUUGAACCUAAAAAAAACAACUUAAAGAGCUUAUUUAAUAGCCAGAGGCACAGCUGUGACAUAACUUUACCUUUAGCAUUGCACAGUCAGUCUUUGUUAUGUGGAGUUGUCCUAAGAAAACUUGGACAACUGUAUGUGCUCCUGUUACUUGCCUCAUAAUAAUAAUGAGUGUGGUUGACAGCAAGGAGCACUUGCAUUUCUUCUGGUUUGUUUUAUUGAGUAGUUAUCCACAUGCAUUGGCCUUCUGUUCAUGCAAGAGAAUACUGUGAACUAUUCCACUUACUCAAGCUUUGAGCUGCACAUAGCAAACAGUUUCCGCAAGGUCUGCUUUACGCUAGCUGUUCCUGCAAUGGCACUUUAGCUUCACAUGUAGUACUAUCAAAGAGUCAGCAAACUUAUGGCAUUGAGUGCUAACUAAUGAAUUUGUUGGGUGAUGUAAAAUACAACUUCAAAUAAUAAAGAAAUGUCCCUUCAGCCCUUUGGGCUUGCUACCUACUUAUAGUGUGUGCAUAUCUGCAAGAAUUAAUGCAUCCACACCACGGCCCACAGAAGCCUGUGAUAACAGGCACAAAAGAGUGCUGAAUCUUCUCCCUGUCUUGAGGUGAAACCAGAAUUUAUUCUCUGCGCUUCGUCUUGUGGCCACCGCAAUGCAGAGUAAAUGCCCAGGUUGUGUGAAAACAGCUUUGCAGCUGCUGUCUCCUGUAGAAUGUGUUGAUGGCAGUGCAUCCUUAGACAAAAGUUAUGAAGCCACAUGUGUUAACAGACCAGUCAUCAUGCUAACUAUUGGGAAUUCUCCAGAACUUUCUUUUUUGCAAUACUCUAGACAUCAAUAGGAACUGUGUUCUGUACUUUCCAGAGUUGUAGAACAUGAAAUGCACUAUAGAAGCCUAGCAUCCAGUGCUAUCUUCUACAUGGCUUAUGGAUGUUGGACUGUUAACUUAAACACAUCGAAUAGGCCCGCAGCACCAGUGACCAAGGGUACUACAAGGAUAAAGGCAAGCGCUCUCUUGCCUAUGUUCCAUCUUUGUCCUUGGUGAUGGAACAUUGACCACCACUGUAACAAAGCUUCGAUACUACCCAAGUACUGUGCAUAAAAAAGAUCACUCACAUUAAAUCAACUUUACCCGCCGUGGUUGCUCAGUGGCUAUGGUGUUGAGUUGCUGAGCAGGAGGUCGCGGGAUCGAAUCCCGGCCACGGCGGCCGCAUUUUGAUGGGGGCGAAAUGCGAAAACACCCGUGUACUUAGAUUUAGGUGCACGUUAAAGAACCCCAGGUGGUCGGAAUUUCCGGAGUCCUCCACUACGGCGUGCCUCAUAAUCAGAAAGUGGUUUUGGCACGUUAAACCCCAUAAUUUUAUUAAAUCAACUUUGUUCAAGUACAGUUUUAUGUCCUGGUAUUUCCAAGCGUGGUAGACAUCAGGGACGUCUUUUGAACUACGAAGUUUAUUUGUCCCACAUGCUUACAGGAGUGGGAGCAGAGGCUACAUAGCCUGAAAAAAAAUUCUUUCUCCUAUUUCAGUUCGGCAAACAGGCCAAUGAACAUGACACAAUAUUGCACCUCUAGUCAUUACAAGAAAUGUGUUUUUGUGUUUACAUAGCUUAUUGAUUGGAGCAAAUGUUAUGUAUUUCGUUUCACUAACAUUUAGUUGCAGUUUAUUGAACUAUGCCAACCCGCCAGCCUAUUUAGGUAAUUAUUGACCUGGUGCUGAAGUUCUUGAAUGGAUGUACCGCUAAAAAAUUUUGAGUGUCAACUGCAUACAUUAUUAGCUUGGGAGAACAUUUGAUGUCACAAAGAUUGUUUACAUGAAUUAUGAACAACAGAGGCCCAAGUAUUUACUCCUGCACUACUCCUCUGUUUAUAGUUGCAUAAGCCAAUGCAUGGUUACUUAUGCUAAUGUAUUGAUGGUAGGUUGUUAGUCUUUCAUUAUCUUAAGAACCACUCCACAUACACUGUACUUGCUAAGUUUGUGCACGAGGACUUCAUGACAUACUGAAUCAAAUGCCUUCCUAAAAUCUAUAAACAAACCCAAUGUGUAGAGCCUAUGUUCAAUGUUCUUAAUUCAUUUAUAAUAGUCACAUGGGCUGCUCCACAAGAUUUAUUUUUCUGGAAACAUUGUACUCAUUGAUCACAUUGUACUUGGCAAAGAGCCUGUACAACUGAGCAUUUAUUACAUUCUCAAUACUUUAGAUAAAACUGGAAGAACGGAAAUUGGUCUGUAGUUAGUUAGUUGACGUUUAUCACCUCCUUUGAGAACAGGACGUAUUUUCACUAUUUUUAAGCGGUCUGGAAAAGCACCUGUUUCAAACACAAAUUAUGUAAGCCAUGAUUGGGCCUAUAAUAUCAGCUACAUAUUUUAAAGGUGUUAACCUCAUUGAAGCCAGCCGCUACGCUAUUCUUGAUGUGAUAGAUUAAUUAUGUGGCUUCCUCUAAUGUCACGGGUUAAAACUACGUAGUUUUUAAGGCUGAAUUAAUUUAUUGUAGAACAAGGCAUUGUGUUGUUAUCAUUUUUCUAUUCUGCAGUGGUCACAAAAUACUCGUUCAUCUUAGUAGCUGCUUCUCAGUCUGACAAGAUGCCUGCACUGGUUUGUAUGCAUAGCGGGGAAGCCUGUUUUUUUCUCUGACGUUAGGUAUUUUGCUUCUUUGCACACCCUCCUAGAGUGAUUUUUUAUCUUCGCAAACAGUUGUUCAUAAUGCCUUUACCUCGCGUACCUUAACUCAGUGGUCAAUUUACUUCUGUGUUUUUUUAAAUUCAGAAAGUGCCUCUAAAUUUCUAGAUUGAACAGAAGUGAGGUACAUUUUAUUUUUCAUCUCGAUCAUUUUCAAUAGUCCUGCAUCAACCCACGGCUUUCUUGCUUGUUCUGGCCUUUGGUUUCUGGAACUCAUUUCCAGGUAGCACACAAAGUGCUAAAAACAUCGAUUGCAGGGCAACGUGGGAUAAAAUGAAUUUCUGACCUUUUUCGACAUCCCAAAGGCGCCUCGGACCAGUCAAAUUAUAUCUUAUUCUUAAAAUCACAUAGAAAGCGUGUUCAAAAAUACUAUAUCUAUCGUCUUCUCGAAACCCUAUUAAGACUAUGUUUUUCACAGGAAAAUAUUUUUUUCUUAUCACAGCGUAGUCAUGGCUCCUCAGCCGUUUGAGGAUUGACAAGAUGGUUGCAGCGCGGGAGGCCGAGCGGUAUAUUGUGGAUUGCGUCGAGCGGACAAAGGAGCUUGGAAUAACAUGGCGAUUAUCCGCCUUCUGUGAACCUUUUGUGCGAUACAGCGACUUGCACUCUAUCCCGGAUCGUCAAGCGCUGCCCGGUGAAGGAGCCAUCGGCCAUUGCGGGUUGCUGGCCUUUCUUACCGCUGGAACCGUCAUGCUGCACAGCACUCCGAGGGCUGUGUCGAACUGGUGCCUAGCUGCGGGCACAGUCACCUCCGCAAUCAGCUGCGCACAGAAUAGCCUAGCAUCGGCUGCGUCUGCGCACCUGACUAAGGAACCGACUGCGGAUAAAUCACGAGCACCUGGAGGGGUGGUCAUUUGGCAGCAGCGGCAGCAUCCAGCAAGCAUCGCUUACCUUGCUAUUACAAUUGUGCAGAUAAGUACAGCGACUUGCACUCUGUCCCGGAUCGUCAAGCGCUGCCCGGUGAAGGAGCCAUCGGAUGUUGCGUGUUGCUGGCCUUUCUUACCACUGGAACCGUCGUGCUGCACAGCGCUCCGAGGGCUGUGUCGAACUGGUGCCUGGCUGUGUACGCAAUCACCUCCGCAAUCAGCUGCGCACAGAAACACCUAGCACCGACUGCGUCUCGCACCAGACUAAGGAAUCGACUGCGGAUAAAUCACGAGAACCUGGAGGGGCGGUCAUUUGGCAGCAGCGGCAGCAUCCAGCAAGCAUUGCUUACCUUGCUAUUACAAUUGUGCAGAUACAGCGACUUGCACUCUAUCCCGGAUCGUCAAACGCUGCUCGGUGAAGGAGCCAUCGGACUGCUGGCUUUUCCUACUACUGGAACCGUCGUGCUGCACAGGACUUCCGAGGGCUGUGUUGAACUGCUGCCUAGCUGCACACGGAAUCACCUAGCACUGACUGCGUCUGCGCACCUGACUAAGGAAUCGACUGCAGAUAAAUCAAGAGUACCUGGAGAGGCAGUUAUUUGGCAGUGGCAACAUCAUCCAGUGAGCAUCGCUUACCUUGCUAUUACAAUUGUGCAGGUACACCGUUUCAUCACCGAACUUCUUUUGCCCAUAAUUCUGGCCUUCCCCCAAGCCACAGCCAUCCCAGAAAUCCGGCCCAGCAUGCCUGGCGCGGGCCCCUUGCCUGCUCCCACCAUGACUGAUUCAUCAUGUCCAACAGCGCCGCCGCUACCUUCUUUGCAUCCUCAUUCACCAUGGGAAGCGCCAUCGUCAGCAACAUUGUCCCCUGCGUCAGCUAUAAAGCUGUCCCUGUCGUCCCCCGCGCUCUGUGGGCUCGGUGGCUGUGCUUCAGUGCAGACCACUAAUCCGUUGCAUUUCGCCAUGCAGGUCAGUAGAAUGUAUCAUUCUUUCAGGAAAACAUCCAGCAACUAUACUUUCUAAUACAGCUACCGAGCCCAUGGUGCUCCACUACAAUUGUUAUCGAAUGUGUUCAUGUCAUGCGGUCUUUGUUGCUUUUGUCGAAUGAUAUAGAAGCUAACCCUGGCCCUCCCGGUAUUGAGGACGUAAUGUCCGAAUGAGGAAAGCUAACUUCUGGACAGUCAAAACUUAUUAUCGAAGUACUAGACCUAAAAAGCAAGCUUCUUGCAACAGACAAAACCCUAUUUGACCUAAGUAAACGCAUGACUGUUUUAGAAAGACAUUACAAAGCCAUUUCAACCCUACGAACUGACCUAGAUACCAUAGAAUAGAUACCACCGCAAAUGGCAGGCCGGGUCGUACGCCUUGCUACACAGAUGGAUGAUAACGAGAACAGGUCACGCCGUAAUAAUCGAAUAUUAUAUAACAUCUCUGAUCCUAACCCGAAAGAAACAUUUGCAGAAUCUGACCUGAAUUCAUUCUAAGUACUCCUACGACAUCAGUAUAUCGGCAUUUAAAACAGAAUCCAGCUUAUCGUUUCUUGCAUCUUGCUGUCGCAUUGCUAGUAUUUCUCUUUUUCACAAGUUCUUUUACAGCUCACUUGGCAAGGCACCAUACAUUCUCCCCCCGGCACACAUCUCCAGUUGCACUGGUCACCCGCAACAAGUUGCGCGCCCGUGUACGCACACUGUCACUUUUUCAUCUUCAUUCUUUUUCGUGCAGCAACAGACUGGAACGGCCUUUCUAACGAAAUCAGUCAUAACCUGUCCUAGCACAUUUUUAAACACCAUAACAAAUUACCUUACCCUGUAAUAAAAAUAUGGCCUUCAACUUUUCAUGUCUAUACCCACCCCUUAUGUAAUACCCCAUCAAUGGGGCCUUUAAGGAAAUAAAAUGAAAUUAUCAAUCUACUAAUUUUGAUUGAUUUAUUUGUUCCACUGCUAAACUUAAAUCCAUGUUUGCAGAAGAAGACUGAUAUACUUAUCGUGGCAUUUAUUUAUUUAUUUAUUUCAUUUUCUUUUUCGAAUCAUUAUGUUUUACUUUUGUUCUGCGCUGAUGAAGUGUUUACAUUUGUUUAUUGACUGUUUUUCAUUGCUGAUGCCCAAAUGCCACUCAUUACAUGGGGCUGCGGAUUCGUCAAGCCACCUACUGGCAGCUUUUUUCCGUUGUCCUCCAUCUGUAAUGUACAUGAUGGAAAUAAAGAUUUGAUUUGAUUUGA
Messenger RNA from Dermacentor andersoni, 9688 nucleotides. RefSeq names its product TBC1 domain family member 5 (gene TBC1D5). Gene Ontology annotation, biological process: activation of GTPase activity. Gene Ontology annotation, molecular function: GTPase activator activity. Lineage: Eukaryota; Metazoa; Arthropoda; Arachnida; Ixodida; Ixodidae. The record is from RefSeq and is a predicted model, not a curated record.